AUGGAGAAGAAAAGCAACUACAGAGAGAAGCCCAUGAGAAGAGUGAUGAUGCAAGGUGCGAGUCAGUUUGUGGAGUCAGAUCCAUCUGAGUGGGAAGGUACGGACACCUUUUCUCCCGUUCUGCCAAGAGUGCAGUCAGGAGGAGUUGGCAGUAAGGAAUCAUCAAGGAACCCUGAGAUGUCGCGAGAGGGAAACAAAGAAGGAAUGGAGCAAGGAAGAGUGUCCGGAGACAGCAUGCGAGAAGAGAGGAUGGAUGUGCGAAGGAGGGAUGUAGGUGUGCAAGUGAAUAUGGAUGAAGAAAGGAUGGGCAACUCGGAAGAUGAUGUGCAGACGAAGGAUUCUCAGACCUCAAGUUCAGGAGAAGUUGAGCCCUCCCUUCUGAGCACAGCUGCUAAAAGAGAGCAAAAGAGGGUUAGAGGCCUUAAGGGGUCAAAGAAGCGAGAGUUGUGGAAUAGGAAAAAGGCUAGUCUGGGGUAUGGUGUUGGUUCAAGUUCUGGUAGAGGGAGAGUAAAAUGUGUGAGCUGUGGAAGGCUGCAUAAGGGAGUGUGUCUUGCACGGACAACGGCAUGUUUCAAGUGUGGACAAGAAGGGCACUUUGCGCGUGACUGUCCUACUUCGCCCAGGGUGGUACAAGCCCAGCGGUUAGCUACUAGGAAUGUAGGUCAGACCCGUCACCAAGGACGGAGAGGAGCAGACACAUCGGACACAGUGAUGCCAGGUAUGCUCACUUGUUCCUGUUCUGUUGUUUUGUGA
Manihot esculenta (cassava) is the source of this 753-nucleotide messenger RNA. RefSeq lists its product as uncharacterized. Gene Ontology annotation, molecular function: nucleic acid binding; zinc ion binding. The transcript is spliced from 2 exons. The record is from RefSeq and is a predicted model, not a curated record. Bases 1 to 753 code for a protein of 250 amino acids. NCBI's taxonomy places the organism in Eukaryota, Viridiplantae, Streptophyta, Magnoliopsida, Malpighiales, Euphorbiaceae.